UUAUUUAUCAAAGACCUAACCAAUGACUUGUCGGUCAAGCAAAAAGGAAAAACGCAAGAAAAAGGGAAUCACAAAGACGGCUAUAAAAGAAGGACCUGAUCAACACACACACACAAUUCAUUAACGAACAAGAAGAGCUAUUAGAAGAGGAGAAUCAGAGAUUUUGUUUUUUUAGAAGCGUGCGUUUGGUAAGCCCUUUGAUUUCUCUUGACUAUAAGACAUGGCAGAACUUGAAGAUUCUUUCCUCGCAGAGAUUGACGAGUUAUCCGACUAUGAAGAAGCAGGAUUCGAAGAGAACGCUGGAAGCUAUGGAGGAGAUAUCGCCAUGGACAUGUCAGACUUGGAAACCCUAAAGUCUGACGAUGAUCUCGACAGCGUCUCUAAGCUACAGAAAACUCAAAGAUACGCUGAUAUAAUGAACAAGGUGGAAGACGCUCUCGGCAAGGAUUCGUAUGGAGCUUUGUCAGAAGACGAUCCUCUAUACAAACUAAUCGUGGACUGCAACAAGCUCUCAGUCGAUAUCGAGAACGAGAUCGUCACCGUCCACGGCUUUAUCCGUUCCAAGUACAGGCUUAGGUUUCCAGAGCUCGAGUCGUUUGUGCAUCACGCAAUCGAGUACGCUAGCGUCGUGAAACAAAUCGGAGACGCUAAGGACCUAACCCUAGUCCCUCUCGAAGGUCUCUCAGCAAGUACCAUCGAGUACGCUAGCGUCGUGAAACAAAUCGGAGAUACUAAGGAUCUAAUAACCCAAGUCCCUCUCAAAGGUCUCUCAGCGCGUACAACUGUCUCUAUUUUACUCACUGCUUCGACCACAAAGGGGAAGCCUCUGCCUUCAGAUGUCUUGCAAAAGACGUUAGAGGCGUGUGAUCGAGCUAUUGAGCUUGACUCCGCGCUGAAGAAGAUUCUUGCCUUCGUUGAAACCAAGAUGGGAUGCAUCGCACCGAAUCUCUCAGCCGUUGUGGGGAGUGCUGUUGCAGCCAAGCUCAUGGCUACUGCUGGAGGCUUGUCAGGGCUUGCUAAGAUGCCUUCAUGUAACGUUCAAGUUCUUGGUCAGAAGAGGAAGAAUCUUGACGGUUUCUCUGCUGUAACCACACAGUCUCGUGUGGGUUACCUGGAGCAUACUGAGAUUUUCCAAAACACUCCUCCUGGACUUAGGAGCCGAGCUAUCAAACUCUUGGCUGGAAAGUCUACUUUGGCAGCUAGGGUUGACGCUUGUAGAGGAGACCCGUCGGGGACUAAUGGUAGGUCUCUGAGGGAAGAGAUUCAGAAGAAGAUUGACAAGUUGCAAGAGCCUGGUGUCGCAAGGCAGCCUAAGCCGCUUCCUGUUCCAGAUAUGACUUCUAAGAAGAAGAGAGGUGGUCGGAGGCUAAGAAAGAUGAAGGAAAGGUACGCGGUGACGGAGAUGAGGAAGCUUUCCAACAGGGUGGCGUUUGGUGUAGCAUGUGAAGAGAGCUCGCUUGGUGAUGGGUUAGGUGAAGGGUAUGGGAUGCUUGGUCAGGGUGGGAGCAAGAGGCUGCGAGUUUCCAGUGUUCCGAGCAAGCUGAAACUUGGUGCUAAGCUGGAAAAGAAGCUUAAAGAAAGACAGUAUACAAGUGGUGUUGCUACUACAGGCACUUCUGGUUUCAUGACAUCAAGACUUGCUUUCACUCCUGUGCAGGGAAUAGAGCUGUGCAAUCCUGGGGCUGUGAAAUUAGGUAGUGGGACUCAGAGCACUUACUUCUCAGAGUCAGGAACCUUCUCCAAGAUCAAGAAGAUAUAAUAACCUUUUUAUUAUUCUGGUUUGUUUGCUAGUUUCUGAGUGGUGUGUUUAAUGUUUGAGAUGAUUUAAACUUAAUUGGAGUCUGUUAAGAUGAUUGAUAUUUUUUUUAAGAACCUUAGCAAAACAGGAAGUUUCAUCUUGUGUCUAUUCAAUACUUUUGUUUCUAGCUCAAUAUACCAAACAAAAUUGUAAUAGAAGUAUAUAUGCUUCAUGUCUGAAUGUGGCUUUUCAGAGGCAAUGGGAUCUUUUAAGACAUUAGGGACCAUCCCUUGCAAUGAAAGAUUAAUACCAAUGCUCCUUCAACACAUUCUUAGAUUGUGAGAGGGAUUCAAGAGUUACCUUACGAGAUAUCAAAGUUAUAGAGAGACGCUUGACUGCUCAUAAGAUUCAGCUUCUUAAUGCAAUUUGAGAAAAGGAUCUUAAUUAACAAAGACCAUUGGCUUAUCAGUUUGUUAAAGUGGAGAUAAAUAGUGGUGCUGCAACUUCUUUUUGGUUAGAUAACUGGUCUCCUUUGGGAAAACUAAUUGAUCUAACAGGAGAAGGUGGAUGCUUAGCUCUGGGUAUUUCGCUGCACACUGCAAUGGAGAGAGCAAUUCAGAUGUAUAGGAGCAGAAUGCAUAGAGUUCAUGUAUUUCGUCAGAUUGAGCAAGAAGUAUUGAAGUUGAAAAGUAGUGGUAUGAAUAUGAUGGAGGAUGUGUGUCUAUGGAAGAGGGAAAAUGGGGAUUUCAAGCCGGGGUUUGUCACCUCUCAAACUUGGAAUCUCAUUAGAUCUCGUUCAUCUAAAGUGUAGUGGAGCAAAGGCAUUUGGUAUCCAGAGCCCACUCCGAGGUUCGCCAUUCUUUCUUGGCUCGCUGUUCGUAAUAGACUAGCGACGGGAGACAGGAUUCUCAGUUGGAAUCCAUUAGCCAUCUCUACUUGUUGGCUUUGUAAGCAGGAGCAGUAAACGAGAGAUCACUUGUUUUUUGAAUGCAUUUACUCAAAAGAAGUGUGGAGUAGGACUAUUGGAAAACUGGCGGAUAAUGGUUGCAUUUAUCAAUGGGAUCGAGUGUUGCAAGUAGUGGUGAAUGGAAUGCAAGAGAGACAUUCGACUUUUCUGUUGAGAUAUUGUUUUCAAGCGGUAAUACAUGCAUUAUGGAUGGAGAGGAACGUCAGAAGAGUUGGGGAACCAGAGCAGUCAGCUAGUUGCCUUAUUGCUAGAAUGGAUAAGCCGGUGAGAAAUAGAAUAACAAAAGAAUGGAGCUAAGUAUGAAAA
Molecule: messenger RNA, 3011 nt
Organism: Brassica napus (rape)
Lineage: Eukaryota; Viridiplantae; Streptophyta; Magnoliopsida; Brassicales; Brassicaceae
Product: U4/U6 small nuclear ribonucleoprotein Prp31 homolog
Exons: 1
Coding region: 221-1759 (512 amino acids)
Biological process (GO): spliceosomal tri-snRNP complex assembly; mRNA splicing, via spliceosome
Cellular component (GO): precatalytic spliceosome; U4 snRNP; U4/U6 x U5 tri-snRNP complex
Source: RefSeq, a predicted model, not a curated record